AAUUCCGGUGUGCAAGUCAGGUUGCUGUGUCACUCGGCUCGCGGCGCGCCCCUUCCCCGCUGCCUCGCGCACCACCUCUCCGGCCCUUCUGCGCCGCCUCUCAGGUCCUUCUGGGCUCCGGUCGCCCCUCUCCUGCAGGCUCUUCUGCCACAGCCUGGCGUACGCCGGGUCUGCCCUGUGGACCGAUUUCGGGUGGCGCCGGGGUCCCAGGAACCCGACCUGCACCGGCCAUGGCGGGUAGCGGCGCCAGGUACCGGCUGAGCUGCUCGCUCCCGGGCCACGAGUUGGACGUGCGGGGCCUGGUGUGCUGCCUCUAUCCGCCUGGGGCUUUCGUGUCUGUGUCCCGAGACCGCACCACCCGCCUCUGGGCCCCGGACAGUCCUAACAGGGGUUUUACAGAAAUGCACUGUAUGAGUGGCCACUCUAAUUUUGUAUCUUGCGUGUGCAUCAUACCCUCAAGUGACACAUACCCUCAUGGACUAAUCGCCACUGGAGGAAAUGACCACAAUAUUUGCAUUUUCUCACUGGACAGUCCGAUGCCACUUUAUAUUUUAAAAGGUCACAAAGAUACAGUUUGUAGUCUUUCAUCUGGAAAAUUUGGGACAUUACUUAGUGGCUCAUGGGACACCACUGCUAAAGUCUGGCUGAAUGACAAAUGCAUGAUGACCUUACAGGGUCAUACAGCUGCAGUAUGGGCAGUAAAGAUUUUACCUGAACAGGGCUUAAUGUUAACUGGAUCAGCAGACAAGACUAUUAAACUGUGGAAAGCUGGAAGAUGUGAGAGAACUUUUUCAGGGCAUGAAGACUGUGUAAGAGGUUUGGCAAUUUUGAGUGAAACACAAUUUCUUUCCUGUGCAAAUGAUGCUAGUAUUAGAAAGUGGCAGAUCACUGGAGAGUGUCUUGAGGUGUAUUAUGGACAUACAAAUUAUAUUUAUAGCAUAUCUAUUUUUCCAAAUUGCAGAGAUUUUGCAACAACAGGAGAAGACAGAUCUCUGAGGAUAUGGAAACAUGGGGAGUGUGCUCAAACAAUCCGACUUCCAGCUCAGUCCAUAUGGUGCUGCUGUGUGCUAGACAAUGGUGACAUUGUGGUUGGUGCAAGUGAUGGUAUUAUUAGAGUGUUUACAGAAUCAGCAGAUCGUACAGCAAGUGCUGAGGAAAUCAAGGCUUUUGAAAAAGAGCUCUCUCAAGCAACCAUUGAUUCCAAAACUGGUGAUCUAGGGGACAUUAAUGUUGAACAGCUUCCUGGGAGGGAACAUCUGAAUGAACCUGGUACUAGAGAAGGACAGACUCGUCUCAUCAGAGAUGGGGAAAACGUUGAAGCCUAUCAGUGGAGUGUCAGUGAAGGGAGGUGGAUGAAGAUUGGUGAUGUUGUGGGCUCAUCCGGUGCUCAUCAGCAGACAUCUGGGAAAGUUUUAUAUGAAGGAAAAGAAUUCGAUUAUGUCUUCUCAAUUCAUGUCAAUGAAGGUGGGCCUACAUAUAAACUGCCAUAUAAUAUCAGUGAUGAUCCCUGGAUGACUGCAUACAACUUUUUGCAGAGGAAUGAUUUGAAUCCCAUGUUUUUGGAUCAAGUAGCUAAAUUUAUUAUCGAUAACACAAAAGGUCAGAUGCUGGGAGUUGGGAACACCAGUUUUUCAGAUCCAUUUACAGGUGGUGGUCGAUAUGUACCAGGCUCUUCAGGAUCUUCCAGUACAUUGCCAACAGCAGACCCUUUUACAGGUGCUGGUCGUUACGUCCCAGGUUCUUCAAACACAGGCACUCUCAUGACUGGAGUUGAUCCAUUUACAGGGAAGAAUGCCUACCAGUCGGCUGGAUCUAAAUCAGUGAAUAUUUAUUUCCCUAAAAAAGAGGCUGUCACUUUUGACCAAGCAAACCCCACACAAAUAUUAGACAUUGUAUUUCCUGCACUUGAUAUUCUUCGGUUGUCAAUUAAACAUCCCCAUGUGAAUGAGAACUUCUGCAAUGAAAAAGAAGGGGCUCACUUCAGCAGUCAUCUUAUCAGUCUUCUGAAUCCUAAAGGAAAGCCAGCAAACCAGCUACUUGCUCUCAGGACUUUUUGCAAUUGCUUUGUUGGCCAGGCAGGGCAAAAACUCAUGAUGUCCCAGAGGGAAUCACUGAUUUCCCAUGCAAUAGAACUGAAAUCAGGGAAUAAUAAGAACAUUCACAUUGCUCUGGCUACACUAACCUUGAACUAUUCUGUUUGUUUUCAUAAAGACCAUGACAUUGAAGGAAAAGCUCAAUGCUUGUCAGUAAUUAGCACAAUCUUGGAAGUUGUACAAGACCUAGAAGCCACUUUUAGACUUCUUGUGGCUCUUGGGACACUCAUCAGUGAUGAUUCAAAUGCUAUGCAGUUGGCCAAAUCUUUAGGUGUUGAUUCACAAAUAAAAAAAUAUGUGUCAGUAUCAGAACCAGCUAAAGUAAGUGAAUGCUGUAGAUUUAUCCUAAAUUUGCUGUAGCAACGGGAAAAGAGAUUGAGAUUAAGUUAGUGGGGUUUUUGGUUAUAUAUUACAUGAUUGGUUACAGGUGAUAAAAAAAGAAGGAAAAAAUACUGUGGAUUAAGGACAAUGUCAGAUCCUGUAAAGUGGUGGGGGGUGGGGAGGAGAAAUAAAGUUUUUGCAUUGAUAAACUCUGAGAUUUUCCUGUGUAAUAAUGGGUAGAUUUUCAACAGCAUAGAAACAAAUUAAGAACUGUAGUCAAUAAUACAACUCCAAGGGCAUUUUCUACCUUCCUGUAGCCACUCAGGAGAGCACAGUUCUUUCUAUAACCUGCUUUUACCACUUCUGCACACCAAGUUCCUGAUUGUUGGUGGCUUUUAUUUAACUUCUGUGCUUUCCUUAUUGAAAUUUUUUUUUCCUUAUUGAAUUUUUAACAGCAUGAACAUAUCUCACUUUAGGAUUUA
Octodon degus (degu) is the source of this 2896-nucleotide messenger RNA. RefSeq names its product phospholipase A2 activating protein (gene Plaa). Lineage: Eukaryota; Metazoa; Chordata; Mammalia; Rodentia; Octodontidae. Gene Ontology annotation, biological process: proteasome-mediated ubiquitin-dependent protein catabolic process; ubiquitin recycling. Gene Ontology annotation, cellular component: cytoplasm; nucleus. The record is from RefSeq and is a predicted model, not a curated record. The transcript has 13 exons. The coding region runs from base 231 to 2453 and encodes 740 amino acids. Gene Ontology annotation, molecular function: ubiquitin binding.